AGAGGAAGGAAGCGUAUUGCUCGGCGAAGCGUAAUCGAGGCAUCGCACCGCUGCUCUCGGGUUGCGUUGAUGUGCAAUCGUCGAUUGGUAAUAGCAGACGACGUCAGAGUCGAAACUCUCCAACGAGCUUAACAAUGAAAGACAUGUCCCUACUUACACACAGAAACAUAAGAGAUCUAGAUCAUCCCGCAUCCCAAUAAGCAUCAUCAAGCCGAAUUCACGCCUAACAUCGCACAACGAACACCAUCUUACCUCAUCUCAAGGGAUCUCCCUCCCUCCUCCUCGGUUCAUCAUCGCCAUAUUAACCCUUUUCUCCUCAUCUCACAACAAAAACCUCCAUCGCCGACAACCAACCACUCAAUCGAAGCAACCAUGAAGACUUUUACAUCCCUCAUCGGCCUCCUCGCCCUCUCAGGUGCCGCUCUGACUCUCGCUGCGCCGAUCAAUGCCAUCGUUGAGCUUGAGACCCGUGACGAUGGAAACGGUCCUUACAAGCGUACUGUCGACCUCGAGGCCCGCGCUGAUGGAAGUGGUCCCUACAAACGAGCUACCGAGAUCCUCGAGGUUCGCGCUGAUGGAAGCGGUCCUUACAAGCGUGACUCUGAGAUCGAGGCUCGCGCUGAUGGGAGCGGUCCGUACAGACGCGCUGACGGAAGCGGUCCUUACAAGCGUGCUGAUGGCAGUGGUCCUUACAAGCGCGACACUGAGGCUGAAGCUUAGAAUCUUUUAUGGCCCACCAAGCUACGGCCGUUGUGAUACUGAAGUCGAGGCAUCGGGUAUUCGGUGAUGAGCAGCUACCAAUGGAAACAGUGCUUUUGGAGAGACAGAUUAUACCAUGUGAAGGGAACAGAGAUGUGGUUUCUAUUGAGAACGCAAUGCGUAUUUCUCGGGCGCAUAUGAACGAAAACCUUUAUGAAAAAUGAGUCGGAGUUCGAUCACUUGCAUUGAAUAAAUUGCCAUCAUUUUGGUAGCCUCACUUGACAGUCGACAGUAAUAAAGGAUACGGGAACU
Dissoconium aciculare CBS 342.82 is the source of this 1011-nucleotide messenger RNA. RefSeq lists its product as uncharacterized. NCBI's taxonomy places the organism in Eukaryota, Fungi, Ascomycota, Dothideomycetes, Mycosphaerellales, Dissoconiaceae. The transcript has a single exon. The record is from RefSeq and is a predicted model, not a curated record. Bases 373 to 720 code for a protein of 115 amino acids.